CAAGGGAGUGAUGUAAUAGACAUCAUUAACACGGAUUGCUGGUUCACGGGACUCGUGCUGUAACACACAAGGAUAUAAAAAUCCCAAGUGGGUUGGCCGAAGUUCAGAACAGACACAGGAGUUGUACACUGUGCAGAUCAGACCGUCACUUGCAGAUGUGGCUGACGGCUGUCAACUUAGACAUACAGACAUCAACCGCUCUGCUGGCUCAAGAUUUUUCCGCUAUUUUUCCCUGAUUUUUUUUUCCUGCUGUGACAUCCAAUGCUUGUCAGUCUAAAUCUGCGUUAUUUCAGACAGUGCAGAGUUUUUUUUUUACUUGUAUACAACUGUUAUCAGUGUAAUAAGCUGACCAGAUUGAAACUGUUUCAUUACGAGAAAUCCUUGGUGUGACACGUGAAUGACACCCAACCGGGCUAAUUACAGACAGCGGCUAAAUUGAGCACGAGGGACCACUGAUUAUGUUUAACGAGGUCAACCCUAAGUCUGUUGGCUUGUUGGACUUGAGAACCACACUUGACAGUGGACAUUGAAUAGUGCCCGCAGAGAUCUUCAAGUAAAAUCUAUUACAGAGCAGCAUCGUGAUUUUCCAUUUCAUCAAUUGGGCAGUGGCUGUACUUUUAAUGUGCCAAUCAACGGCUCAAGAAAGGAAAUGAGUUCUGUGGCUGAGUGGUCGUAACACAACAUCAACACCUCGGAUAAAUGCUGAUUGAGGCCCGGCUCACUCAUCGAUGACUUUUGAAGUACGUCACAUAUUUGUCAGCCAAGAGACACACUCUUAAGUGCGUGGGUUUUUCUUACCAGUCGAACUGCUCAACUGAAGACACAAUAAAUACCAGUCAACUUUUGCAGGUAAAGAGUUCUUUGAUAUUGUAUAGCUUUAGAUAAAAGGGACCUGGUGCAAUGUGACUUCAAAGACGAGCCGGCUGUUGCGUCCCUUGAACUGUGGUUUACAAAGGAAAUUUUGACUACUUGGAUGGAAGAUGAAACGUUAUUCAUUUGACAUUUUACAAAAAAGAAAUGAAGACCGAGCUUUUCAUUUCUGCAAAGAUUUAAACUGCCAACAGCAAACUACCUCCCCAAAUACAGAUACCUUCUUUUGAAAAGACUUCAACUGAACUACAUUGCCAUUGUUAAUUUUUCUAACAAGGCAACAAAGGGACAAUUAACUAUGACACGUUCAUCGCAUUAAACAAGGUCAAUUCAAUAACAGGCCGUUGCAUGAUAACACUGAAAAAUAAGUCUGUGAUUGCCGUUUGUGAUUGCUGUACAUCAAGAGCAACAAUGGAUGGAAGCACAACAGCAAUACUGUAUUCUACUGACUUGAACAUUUCCAGCAACUUAUCAGGUACGACGGAUCUAACUGUACAUUUCACUCCCAGAGAGUGGCUACUGCUCGUAGGACUGAGUCUGAUGAUUCUUUGCGUCAUCUUUGGUAACAUUCUGAUCCUCGUUGCUGUGUUUAAGCAUCGGCCCCUUCAGACUCCUCCCGUGUACCUCAUUGCUUCGUUGGCCGCGUCAGAUCUUAUGGUGGGUCUGAUGGUCAUGCCCAUCAGCCUGACGCAAGAACUGACCGUGGAGUGGAAGUUUGGCGUUGCCGUUUGCGACAUCUGGAUCUCUCUGGAUGUCCUAUGCUGCACGGCUAGCAUCUUGAAUCUCUGCGUCAUUGCAUUAGAUCGCUACUGGGCUAUUACCAAGCCACUCAAGUACAAACCCAAGCGUACACCGUCAAGGAUGCUGAUCAUGAUCGUUGCGGUGUGGGUUAUCUCAAUCAUGAUCUCAACAACACCGCUUUUCGGCUGGCGCACGGAGAUCCGAGACCCACUGACAUGCAUGAUCUCUCAGAAUCAGGUCUACACGAUCUUCUCCACGUUUGGGGCCUUCUUCAUUCCAAUGACGAUUAUGAUGGUGGUUUAUGCGCGCAUCUUUGUCGAAGCACGAAAGCGCAUCCAUGGUAAGAAAAACCUGGUCCAGACACCGUUAGGCUCCUCCUGCGGAUCGCCGGGAAGAAGAUCAACGGCUGAUUUCCCCAGAAAGAUCUCAAGUUUCUUGAGAAGAAUUUCCACCAGUGAACCAAUGAUUGAUGAGAUGAGCAGUACAAGCAACGUGUCUAAGAAGCCUGUGACAUACAACAGUCGAAGACGCAAGUCCAGCCCCGGUCUGCCGAUAGCUGAUGCAUCUAUCCUCCAAUCCCCAACCCAUGUAAGGUCCCCUCAACGUUCUUCCAUCCACAACAGUUAUACCUCACUGGCUGUCAAGCAAUCCCAGGAUCAAGGCAGCCAGUUAACGCUCACCGUGCCCUGCUCACCGUUCAUACAACAGCGUAUCAUGCAGCGACGCAAUCUAGCCUCAGCCCGGGAGCAGAAAGCCGUCAAGACCUUAGCCAUAGUCACUGGGACUUUCUUGGUCUGCUGGCUGCCAUUUUUCAUCAAUGCAUUGGUCAUACCUUUCUGUCCGCAAUGCCACCUUCCUGCCUUUUGGAACAGCCUGUUCCUGUGGCUUGGAUACUUCAAUUCCAUGAUCAAUCCCAUCCUGUACACCAAAUUCAACAAGGACUUUAAGGAUGCCUUUAGUAAGCUGCUCCACUGUCCAAAAAGGCACAACUCCACACACAGGCGUGUGCCAAUGUCGCCUUACCGUGGGGUUAACGGCAGCAGGAGAUUAUCUCACUCACAUCUCCCUGACACGAAUGGGCUUAGAGAAAGUCAACUGUAAACAUUGAUGAGUUAACAAUCUAGGUUUAGUGCUCUGUAAAAUGUAAAUGAUUAAGAACAAAUAGUGAAAACUUGCAAUGAAACUCUCAGGAAAUUAAUUUUUUUGGAAAACGAAGUUGUGCUUGCCAGACGGUUACAAAUGAAAAAGUUUGGAUGAUUUUUUUCAAUUUUAAACUGGCAAGAUUUGCCAGGGUUGUAAUUCUUGCUGUGUUUGUUGGUCAGUUUGUGUAGUCUGUUUGUUUUAUUGUUUUUGCUUUAAUAUGAACUAAACGAGGAAGUGAGAAACACUUAUAACAGGACCGAAGAAAUAAUUGUUUUAAUUUGCGAGGUGUACCAGGUUGAUGACUACCUGUUCAGUGAUGUAAGACUUUGAAAGAAGAAAACUAGAAACUUGAGGCAAAAAAUACAAGUCAGAUAAAAGGGGCCAAUAAAAAGGACCACACACUUCCUUGUUCACAAAGUUGAUAUAACUCCAUAAACCCUGAUAUAGGCCUACUAAUGUGUAUCUUUCCAAGCAAACCAAUGGUUCCUUUUUUCUUUUUGUGUGAAUGCAGUGAGAUUGAAAAUGAGUCAGAUGACAAUAUGAACUGCAAACACUGUAUAUUAUGGAAGCGAAAACUACUGAUACGUGUACAUCAUUUUUUUCCCCAAUGUUUGUACUUAUUUCUGUGGAAUAACUCACACUGAUUAAUACUUUUACAGCAGGGUUCAACUUUAGCGGUAGCCCGCUAGCCAAAUGCUAGUCAAAAUAGCGGCAGGAUAGUCAAAGUAUUCCUUUUUAAAAGUAGCCUGGCUGGCGAGUCAAAAAUUAUUUUGCUACAGCAAAGAUGAAAGUACAGAAAGAAAUAAAUCAUCCGCUUAUUAAAAACACUGACAAGAUUGCCUCAGGAUACACGUUUAACAUGUAUGCUCAUUGUUGUUUAUCAGACACUCUAUAAUUUAAUGCGUAAAUAAAGCAGUUUGUGAAAUUUUAAAUCUGUUCUUAAAAACUAUGACUGUAAAAAAAUGUACUAUGUACAGUUAUGACUAUCAAGGGUUAUCAACAUUGCAAAAACUAGUAAUCAAAUUGCAAAACUGGUUUUUAAUGUAAAGGUGAAUGCUCUCAAAUAAACCAAAAAUAUUUUUCUCCCCAA
Messenger RNA from Patiria miniata (bat star), 3844 nucleotides. Its product is annotated as 5-hydroxytryptamine receptor 1D-like. Gene Ontology annotation, cellular component: membrane. The coding region runs from base 1219 to 2712 and encodes 497 amino acids. Gene Ontology annotation, biological process: adenylate cyclase-activating adrenergic receptor signaling pathway. The record is from RefSeq and is a predicted model, not a curated record. The transcript is spliced from 2 exons. Gene Ontology annotation, molecular function: G protein-coupled receptor activity. Lineage: Eukaryota; Metazoa; Echinodermata; Asteroidea; Valvatida; Asterinidae.